Molecule: messenger RNA, 2658 nt
Organism: Temnothorax curvispinosus
Lineage: Eukaryota; Metazoa; Arthropoda; Insecta; Hymenoptera; Formicidae
Gene: Spg7
Product: paraplegin
Exons: 9
Coding region: 226-2541 (771 amino acids)
Biological process (GO): protein-containing complex assembly; mitochondrial protein processing
Cellular component (GO): membrane; m-AAA complex
Molecular function (GO): zinc ion binding; metalloendopeptidase activity; ATP binding
Source: RefSeq, a predicted model, not a curated record
CCCAGCCCCCAGCCCCCAGGCUUAAAUUGUGUAUUGAGUAUCACCACAAAUUGCUACGCUACGUAGAGAACAAACAGAUAUAUUUAAUGUCAAUUUUGCUAGAAAUAAUGUUUCAGUAUAUAUUUUCCAUACUGGGGCAGAAAAUUUAGCUAGAGAACAAAGCUCUCAUCAGCUCUCAUGACACAAGGCGAAAAUCUAUUCGUGAUUGCUUUUGAAGUUUGAACCAUGCAGAACCUAAUCAAGUGUCCGAAACGAUAUUACAUGGCGCCAAGCCGGAUAUUCAAUUUCCCAUCCGAAAAUAUUUAUCUCCCGAAAGAAAAACCUAUUUUUAACGUUAAACACUUCAGUUACGCGAAUAAUAAUGGAGCUCACAGGUUAUCUCUUCCCAUGUCUUAUCACGCUUACAAGAAGAUUCGCAAAGAAUUAUAUGCCGUACAAUCAGCAUUAUUGUGCAGCGGCAAAUUUAGUUUUUCUCCAAGAUUCGAUACUAUCAGAUAUUUUAAUACUACAUGUAGUAACUCUAAUGAACAAUCGCCAAAGAAAUCAGACUCAGAAAAUCCAGACAAGAAGCCUGAUGAAAAUGAGGAUAUGAAAUCAGUUUUUACUAAGCUCUCCUUAUGGUUUAUGGUAUUAUACUUUGUCUUAAUUGUAUUGAAACACCAGAUGGGAAUGUCAAAUGCAGAACUCGCUGCUUCUAUUUCCUGGAAUGAAUUUGUAUAUGACAUGUUAAGUAAAGGGGAGGUCGAGGCAAUUAUUGUAAAUCCUACUAUCGAGCGUGUUAUAAUUGUUGUGCACGAUGGUGCCAUUAUUAAAGGAAAGAGAAGCCCAUACAAGAGAUAUCACAUGGCUGUCCCAAGCAUUGAGAAUUUUGAAGAGAAACUGAGGAAGGUGGAAAAGAAUCUUGGCAUAAAACCUGGCCAAGGAGUACAAGUAAUUUACGAAAGGAAGAUAGAAUACAUAGCGAGUAUUGUAAGAUUUGCACUUUUUGCGCUGGUAGCUAUCGCUGCUUUUAGUUUUGUGAGAAAACGUUUUUCCUUCAAACCUUUCGAGAUCAUUUCGCAAAUGAAACAGGCGAAAUUUACUCUAGUCGAGCCGUUGGUGGGAAAGGGAAAAGGUGUACGUUUUGCGGAUGUAGCUGGACUGAAAGAGGCUAAGAUAGAAGUGAUGGAAUUUGUCGAUUAUCUGAAAAAACCAGAACGUUACAAAAUGCUGGGCGCUAAAAUACCACAAGGUGUUUUACUCUUGGGACCUCCUGGAUGCGGUAAAACAUUACUGGCUAAAGCUGUGGCGACUGAAGCGAGCGUUCCUUUCCUAUCUAUGAACGGUUCUGAGUUUAUUGAAGUAUUCGGUGGUUUAGGUGCUGCUCGAGUUAGAGAUUUAUUCAAAGAAGCUAAAAAGAGAGCACCAAGUAUUAUAUAUAUCGAUGAAAUUGACGCGAUUGGCAAAAAACGUUCAGAGAGCUCGCUCGGGAUAUCUGACCGUGAAUCUGAACGAACGUUAAAUCAACUUUUAGUAGAAAUGGACGGAAUGAUAUCAAAAGAAAACGUUAUUAUACUGGCCUCGACGAACAGGGCAGACGUAUUGGAUAAGGCGUUAUUGAGACCCGGCAGAUUCGAUCGGCACAUUUUAAUCGAUUUUCCCACGGUAGAGGAGAGACAACAAAUCUUCGAGACUCACCUUAAAAAAAUAUCUUUACAAAACAAACCUUCGAAAUAUUCGGGAUACUUGGCUUAUCUUACACCUGGUUUUAGUGGUGCUGACAUAGCAAACGUUUGCAACGAAGCCGCGCUACAUGCUGCGAGGGAUAAGAAGAAACAAGUAGAAAGCAGCGAUCUUACAUAUGCGAUCGACAGAACGAUUGGUGGCUUGACAAAGAGAAAUAAUCCGUUAACGCCGUCCACAAAACGUGUCGUCGCCUAUCACGAAGCCGGUCACGCGUUAGUGGGAUGGCUGUUGGAGCAUACCGAUGCCUUGCUCAAAGUAACAAUAGUGCCACGAACUAACUUGAAACUGGGAUUCGCGCAAUACACGCAAUCUGAUCAGAAGCUCUACAGUAAGGAGCAACUUUUCGAACGCAUGUGUAUGACGUUAGGUGGUCGUGUCUCGGAACAUGUGACGUUCAAUAAAAUUUCAACGGGCGCCGAAAACGAUUUGAAGACUGUGACAAAAAUGGCGUAUCACCAGGUCCAACAAUUCGGAAUGAGUCCAGCUGUGGGUUUAAUUUCUUUCGAAGAAGAGCAUACCAGCACGAAAACUAAGAAGCUGUAUAGCAAAAAGUUAGCUAAUUUAAUGGACGUCGAAGUAAGAAGAAUAAUAGGGGAAGCAUAUGCACAAACUCGACAAUUGCUUUUGGAUAACAAAGACAAAUUAGAUACGCUUGCGGAGGCUCUAUUAAAGAAGGAAACAUUAUCGUAUGAUGAUGUAGAAAAAUUAAUUGGACCGCCGCCAUAUGGAAAGAAGCGACUUGUAGAACCAGGAGAAUUUGAAAAUUCUGGUCCAACUAGAGAAUCCCCGUCGGUAGACAGAGAAUUGGCAGAAUAAAACGUAUAUUUUUUGUAGAUAUUUAUAUUCUGUAUAAAGAAAGAUUAGGAUGAUAAAAUAUAUUAAAUAUAUUUGAAAAAUUUGUUGGUAAAUUCGAGAUUUGUAAAAUACUUUCUU